AUGAAUAGCUUUUUUGCAGAGCUGGAGCCAUCUCUAACCGCCACUGAGCAAAACCUGACAGACCGAGUUCGGUACAUCCUGUGCUCCAACAUACUUGGUGAUGCCGAACUCGUACGACUACGACGUGAGGCUGUUCCCCCAUCGGAUGAAAAUCCUACGGCUGGGAAUGCGGCGCCACUAAUUGCAGACCAACCUGUACACGUCGAUGCCGCAUUGUACAUUCCAGUUGUGGUUGAUCCCGGUGAUGAUGGUGAUCAGAAGAGGCUCUAUAAAUCUUUGGAUCGAGCAAAGGUAUGUGGAACGGGCCCAGUACCGGAUCAGGUCGACACUGUCGCAUUCUGGCGUGGCCUGUGGUCAGUGCCCGUAAACUACAGCGAGGGCCCUUGGAUGGAAGUUAUGGCGAGCCAAGGUGCGAGUGUUAUGCCUAUGGACUCCGUCAACAAAACGCCGGAAGACGUGGUUGGGGCGGUCCAUAGGGCUCCAAACUGGAUAAGUCUGGGUCUCGACGGGCUGCACCAAUACUGGCUAAAGGGGUUCGUAUUGUAUCACGCUGUGCUCGCCCGACAGUUUCAAGAGGUUCUCGACCAGAAGUAA
Parnassius apollo (apollo) is the source of this 594-nucleotide messenger RNA. The record is from the annotation of a GenBank genome assembly. NCBI's taxonomy places the organism in Eukaryota, Metazoa, Arthropoda, Insecta, Lepidoptera, Papilionidae.